AUGCCAACACCACCUCCAGACUUGCCGUAUCAGGAAGUUGGCUGUAAUUUGUUCGACUUCCAGAACAGGAAAUAUCUCGUACUGGUAGACUACUUUUCGAGGUACAUAGACACUGUCGAGCUCAACUCACUUACCACACCAGCAACCAUCACUGCUGUGAAAGCCAUCUUCAGCAGCCACAGCAUCCCCACAAAGUUGCGGUCAGAUAAUGGCCCACAGUUUGACUCUCGUGAGUUCAAGGACUUCUGUAAGUCAUAUGGAAUCCAACAUGUCACCUCCAGUCCCCAUUUUCAAAGUUCCAAUGGGGAGGCUGAACGAGCUGUUCAGACAGAGAAGAAGCUAUUGAAGAAGUUUGAAGACAAACACCUUGCUCCUUUAGACUACAGAACGACGCCAUUUGAAGGUAUCAACUUGUCUCCCACUCAGCUACUCAUGAGCAGGCGUCCACGCAAUACACUGCCAGCCGCUCAAGAACUUCUUGUGCCAAGACCCUUAGUCAACAUGAAGGCAAGCCCCACCUCACUUGAGAAACAGAAGCAGACGUAUUACUACAAUCACAAGAAAAGUGACAACGAGCUUCGAAGCUCAAAACCAGGCGACAUUGUAAGAAUGUAUCCACUAGGUAACAACAAGACCUGGACAACAGCCAUCGUCAACAGACACCACGAAAGUCCUAGGUCUUACUAUGUUACAUGUGACAAUGGUACCUACUGCCUUAACCGAAAGCAUAUGAGAAAGGUUACCGAGUCACACUAUCAACGGACAGCACCUGAGACAGAUAGGAAGGCACCCAAAGAUCACCAGCAGAGUUACAUUCCCCCCCAGGUGUAUGUUCCACCUUCAACUCCACCACCAAGUGACCAGCCCAAAACUACCAGGAGUGGAAGGCGCAUCAUUCCACCCAAAAAGUUGGAUUUGAUAAUACCAUAUCCAGUUGAACUCUCAGUUAUCAUUACUAGGUAG
Molecule: messenger RNA, 963 nt
Organism: Haliotis rufescens (red abalone)
Lineage: Eukaryota; Metazoa; Mollusca; Gastropoda; Lepetellida; Haliotidae
Exons: 1
Coding region: 1-963 (320 amino acids)
Biological process (GO): DNA integration
Molecular function (GO): nucleic acid binding
Source: RefSeq, a predicted model, not a curated record